UCGCCGAGUCGAUUUUGCAGCGAGAGCAAGAGAGGAAGCUAGCAAGCAGCAGGGAGAGAGAGAGAGAUCGGUAAUGGCGAAACCAUUGGGACCCACCGGGGAGUUCUUCAAGAGGAGGGACGAGUGGAGGAAGCACCCGAUGCUGACGAAUCAGCUCCGCCACGCCACUCCCGGCCUCGGCAUCGCCCUCGUUGCCUUCGGCAUCUACCUCGUCGGCGAGCAGGUCUACGACAAGCUCUACAAGCCCUCCGACCACCACCACCACCAGCACUCCCCGUCCUCUUCUUCUCACUGAUAAGCACUGUAAUCCCAGGUGAGAUUCACAACAUCAGGAGAAACUUUGGAGCACUAUUUGUUGAGUGGGUCUGCUUCUUUAGUUUGCCGUUUAAUAAAGGCUUUCACCUUUUCUGGAAUGGAACCCUUUGUAUUUGACUUUGCCAUGUAAGUUGGAAACCUGGAUCCGAAGUUAGUUUGUUAUAUAAUUUUCUGUUGCCCAGGCUACUGUUGAGAUUAUUGUUGUAAUUCCAACAUAAUCUUGCUUGCCUUUUGAUUUGCAUAUAGUGAAACAUGAUCAGCGUGACUGA
Punica granatum (pomegranate) is the source of this 584-nucleotide messenger RNA. NCBI's taxonomy places the organism in Eukaryota, Viridiplantae, Streptophyta, Magnoliopsida, Myrtales, Lythraceae. The record is from RefSeq and is a predicted model, not a curated record.